Molecule: messenger RNA, 1845 nt
Organism: Podospora pseudocomata
Lineage: Eukaryota; Fungi; Ascomycota; Sordariomycetes; Sordariales; Podosporaceae
Exons: 1
Coding region: 1-1845 (614 amino acids)
Biological process (GO): regulation of transcription by RNA polymerase II
Molecular function (GO): DNA-binding transcription activator activity, RNA polymerase II-specific; zinc ion binding
Source: RefSeq, a predicted model, not a curated record
AUGCCCUCCACGGCGCAGACACCACUUCCAAGCAACCAACCCCAACCUCAGAUUCGCCGUCUCCCCACCCUCCAACCAAAGGCCGAUCUGGAGCGUGACCGUGACCGUGACCGUGAACGACGACUCCAGGAGGGCCCGCCGCCGAGAGGGGGUAGUGGACCCGGCGACGGAAACACCAUGAGCUCGUCGACGCCAUCAGCUUCAUCGUCUUCAGCAUCCGGUGGUGUUGUCGAGAAACCCUACCACGCAAAACGCCCGCACAAAAAGAGCAGGACCGGCUGUCGGAACUGCAAGUCCAGAAAAGUCAAAUGUGACGAGGCAAAGCCGUCAUGUCGUGCCUGUACCGCCAGGAACGAUCGAUGCGUGUACCCAGUCAUCACACCAACAGCAACUGCCACGGCGGGAGCUCGCAAUCGCGGGGCUACUAACAGCAGCAGCUCAGCUGUUGUUGCGACGACUCCCGCACGCCGACGAGCUCUGGCUCCGGUUCAGGAGCCCGAGUUCAUCCCCAUGGAGCGCGAUGACCUCGAGAUGAGGCUCCUCUGGAUCUACACCAACAACACUUACACGUCCUACUCCUCUGGGCCUUUCCGGCACCGCAUGGUUGACCACGUCCUCAGGGCCGACGUGAUCCAGCACGCGUUCGCCCACCCGUUCCUGAUGAACACCUGCCUUGCCAUGGCAGCUCAACACAUUAACCGGGCGGGCGGCCGUCCCGACAUGCAUAUCCCACCUUCCAAGGAGCUCACCUACCGGGUCAAGGCCCUGGAGAGCUUCAGAAAAGCAGUCGAAAAGGCCGAAGCGUCGACCUACCCGGCCCUCAUCGCCUGCGCAUACCUCCUCACCGGUCUGUCAACAUACAUGUUCCGCAACAACAACGACAGUCCAACCUCCCUCGUGAUCCUCGACUGGAUGACAAUCUGGCGAGGCAUCGGCGCCAUCAUCGACGUCACCAAACUGCCCACCCUAGCCCAGUCCGGUCUCCUCCCCAUCAUCUUCCGCCCCGACAUCGACAUGAAAACUUCCAUCAGCCACUGCCCCGCCUACCUCCUCGACCUAGCCAACACCCAAGACCCCCUCGACACCCCCUUUCUAGCCGGCUACCGAGAAUGCCUCCAAGUCCUCGGAUCAGUCUACGAAGAACUCCGACGCUCCGGCCACAACAGCCACAUGUUCAUCUGGCGCGUCAUGACCUUCUUCACCUUUCUCGGCCGAGAAUUCGUCACUUCAGCCCACCACCGCCGCCCCCCAGCCCUGACCAUGAUCGCGCACUACCUCGCCCUCACAACCAUCAUCUCAGACAGAGUCUGGUGGCUGCAGGACAUGGCCCCCCACCAAAUCCCCCGCAUCUUCAACAUUAUCGCCGGCAUGGGACCCCCCCACACCGCUCUGGAUCGAACCCUCCCCUUGGAGAUCCCAAUCCGCUGUCUGGACCCCAUGACCAACGACGAAAGAUCUAGACUUGUACUUCAAGACCCGGACUGGGUCCAUCCUCCCGAUCAUACUGGGGAAAUGCCUGUUACUUACGACAGCGCGGAAAGGGAGUACCUCAAUACCAAAAUGUUGCGAGGACAGUCGAGGUCUCCGUCUGUUUCUUCCCCUCCUCCGCUGAGUGCGGCGGGGUCGUCGGAACCGCCUAGCCCGCCGGCUCAGAGGAAGGAGGUGGUGGCGUUGUAUACAAAGGAUGAGCUGAUUAUCCCGCCGGAGGAUGGGCAGGAGAAGGGGGUGCAGUAUAGGCAUUUGGAGGGGGCGUAUUAUGCUGUUGAUGGGGUGAGGGUGACGGAUACAGAGUUUUAUAGGGCGAUGGGGUUGGAGAGGGGUGGGGGGAUGAUUACGGAGAUGUGA